Molecule: messenger RNA, 4506 nt
Organism: Tetrahymena thermophila SB210
Lineage: Eukaryota; Ciliophora; Oligohymenophorea; Hymenostomatida; Tetrahymenidae
Product: H-type lectin domain protein
Exons: 1
Biological process (GO): cell adhesion
Molecular function (GO): carbohydrate binding
Source: RefSeq, a predicted model, not a curated record
AUGAACAAAAAAAUUAUUAUUUAAGUCUCCUUAAUUUUCCUAAAAAUUAUUGGUGCUUAAUAUGUAUCUAGUGAUCAAAUUUAAACUAGCGAUUUAGAAAUUGUUCCAUAUAGUGCUAUUUUAAACCAAAACUAUUAGUAAUCAGUUUCAAAAACUGUGACAUUUACUAAUUAAUUUCAAAAUGUUCCAAAAAUUAUUGUCGGAUAUAAAAUAUUUGAUUAUGAUCGUAAUGCUUAAUAUAAAGGCUUUUAACUUUCUGUUUAUAAAAUAACAACUACAAAUUUUUAAAUUUCAUUUACCAAAUACGAUGAUACUAAAGUAUAUAGAUUUGUUGCUACUUGGAUUGCGAUAGAUAGUAUUUAUGCCUUUUACAAACAAGUAGUUCUCAAUUUUUCCCCUUGGCCAUCAUCAAACAAUUAAGUAACAGUAAGUAAUCCUUUUUCUUUAACAUAAAUAGAUAACACAAAGUUGUAAAGAAAGGUUAUUGCUUUUGUAUAAAGUACAUUUUUUAAUAGCAGCUCAUCAAACUCAUAAGAUAGAAAUACUUUUUAAAUGUAUGCUACUGUUAAUAGUAAUACAAUUGACGUAAAUGUUAUUUCAAAUGAUCCAACAUAAAAACUUUAUUAAGUCAAAGUAAACUAUAUUGAGUUUUACUCAAAUAUAACAAUGCCUUAUUACGAUGUAACUAUUAUAAACGAUUAAGAUUUUCAAAGCUAUAAUCCUAAUAAAUACUGUCCUUGGACAUAUGGAAAAACUAAAACUCUAGAUUUUAAUUAUGCUUCAGACGUUAAUGGAGUUGUAGCUGCUAUUACAGAAUAUGAUAUCGACUUUGCUUUAGGUCAAUCUUCAAGACUUCAAUUAAAUUUAAUUUCAUAUACGCCAAACAAUAAACAACUUAACUACAAUUAUAUUAUAAAUCUUGACUCAUAAACAUGCUUUUAUUCUAUGGGUGCAUAUAUUGUUGCAUUUAGAAUGUAUGAUUGCUCUCAGAAUCCAAGCACUCCAAUAAAUUUUUCUCCUUAAUAUUAGUGUGUUUCUUAGUGUCCAGUAGGAUACUCCUAAUAAAAAAGAGAUAACUCUUAAAAUUUUUCAUAUUGUUAACCAAAUCCAUGUUCAAUAGCUAACUGUCAUUUAUGUGACACCAAUGGUGUAUGCAUAUAAUGUAUCACUGGAAAUUAUAUGUAUAAUAGUUAAUGUAGUGUCUCUUAACCCGCUAAUACAUUUUGUGAUAAUAAUUUGAUCUGCAAAAUCUGUUCAGCUAAUUGCCAAGCAUGCUUAAAUGAAAAUUCAUGUACAACUUGCCAAAGUGGAUAUUACUUAUAUCAAGGAAGUUGUACUUCAUCCCAACCUAGUAACACUUAUUGUGAUAGUAAUUUGAAUUGUUAAAAAUGUUUAUCUUAAUGCUCAUCAUGCUCUAAUGGAACUUCAUGUAUUUCUUGUAUUAGUGGUUAUUAUUUUUAUGAAGGUAAUUGUAUUUCUACUCAGCCAAGUAAAACUUACUGUAACAGUAAUUUUAUCUGCUAAAAUUGUAUGCCUUCUUGCUCAUCAUGUUCUGAUGGAUCUUCAUGCAAUUCUUGCAAUACUGGUUUAUAUUUUUAUAAAGGAAACUGUACACCAUCUCAACCAAAUCAAACUUUUUGUGAUUCUAGUUUGAUCUGUCAAAGCUGUAUCUCUUAAUGCAGCUCUUGUUCAAAUUAAUCUACUUGUGAUACUUGUUAAAGUGGAUUUUAUUUUUACCAAGGAAAAUGUACUCAGGCUUAGCCAAAUAAUACUUUUUGUGAUGCUAAUUUGAUCUGCCAAAGUUGUUAAGCUUCCUGUUCAUCAUGCACAAAUGGAUAGUCUUGCACAUCUUGUAUUAAUGGAUAAUAUUUUUAUUAAGGGUAAUGUACUUCUUCUUAACCAAAUAAAACUUUUUGUGAUAAUAAUUUGAUAUGCUAAAGCUGUUUAGAUUAAUGCUCAUCUUGCUCUAACAAAACUUCAUGUACAGCUUGCCAAAGUGGAUUUUAUUUUUAUCAAGGAAAUUGUACAUCUACCUAACCUAGUAAUACCUAUUGUGACAGCAACAAAAUAUGCUAAAACUGCUUAGCUUCCUGUUCUUCUUGCUCUAAUGGAACUUCUUGCACAACUUGCAUUAGUGGCUUUUAUUUUUAUGAAGGAAAUUGUAUUUCUAAUCAGCCAAGUAAAACUUAUUGUGAUAGUAAUUUAAUUUGCUAAAAUUGCAUGUCUUCUUGCUCAUCAUGUUCUGAUGGAUCUUCAUGCAAUUCUUGUAAUUAAGAUUUAUAUUUUUUUUAAAAUAACUGUUUUGCAAUCUAACCAAAAAAUACUUAUUGUGAUCAAUCUAAUACUUGUAAAUAAUGCAAAAAUACAAUUUGCAAUACUUGUGAUAGUAAAUUAGUCGUAUGUACUACAUGCUAAAACGGAUAAUUUUCCUAUCAAGGAAUGUGUACUACAGUGUAGCCAAAUAAUACAUAUUGUGAUAAUAAUUUGAUCUGUACUCAGUGUAAGAAUUCCAUUUGUAGCUCUUGUGACAGUUCUUUAAAUUAAUGUAUUUAAUGUAGCUAAAAUGAUUAUAUAUAUAAUUAAAAGUGUUACUCAAAAUAACCUCCUUAAACCUAUUGCGAUAGUAAAAAUUAUUGCUAUAACUGCUUAUCUUCAUGUUUAGAAUGCUCUAAUGCAACAUAAUGUACUGUUUGUAAUAGUGGAUUAUAUUUUUAUUAAGGAAAUUGCACGGUAACUUAACCAAAUAAUACAUUUUGCGAUUCAAAUAAAAUAUGCUCACAAUGUAAAAAUGCAUCUUGUGGUUCUUGUGAUAGUAAUCUAACUUCAUGUUUGCUAUGUACUUCUAAUUAGUAUUUGUACAAUUAAUAGUGCUCUUAAUCAUAGCCUCCUUAAACAUAUUGUGAUAGUAAUCUUAUUUGUUAAAGUUGUUUAUCACAAUGCUAAACGUGUUUGAAUAAUACUGCUUGUACUUCUUGCUCAAAAGGAUUAUAUCUUUAUGAAGGAAACUGUUUUAUAUCUUAACCAAGCAAUACAUACUGUGACUCAAAUAAAAUAUGCACAAAAUGUUUGAAUUCUAUAUGUAAAAUCUGUGAUAUAACUUUAAAAGCUUGUACUUUAUGUAAUUAAUUAAACUAUCUAUAUAAUUAAUAAUGCUAUUAAGAAUAACCUCCUUAAACUUUCUGUGAUAGUAAUUUGAAUUGUGAAAGUUGUUUAGCUUAAUGCCAAACAUGUGAGAAUGGAACUUCAUGUAUAUCUUGCAUAAAUAAUUAUUUCUUUUUUGAAGGAAAUUGUAGUGCUACUUUACCAAAUAAAACUUAUUGCAAUUAAAAUAAAAUCUGUACUUAGUGUAUCAACCCUAAAUGUAGUAUCUGUGAUGAUUCAUUAAAUUAAUGCAUUGAGUGCAAAUAAAAUGAGUUUAUUUAUAAUUAAAAAUGCUAUUAAACUUAACCAGCAUAAACAUAUUGUGAUAAUAAUUAGAUUUGUUAUAGUUGCUUAUCCUAAUGUUAAUCUUGUUAGAAUGGAACAACAUGUAGUACUUGCAUUGAUGGUUUUUACUUUUAUGAAGGUAAUUGCUUGAAAACUCAACCAAAUGGUACAUAUUGUGAUAAAAAUUUGAUUUGUUAAAGCUGUUAAUCUUAAUGUAAUACUUGUUAAGAUGGAAAUUCUUGUAGCACUUGUAAAGAUAAUUAUUACUUUUAUUAGGGAAACUGUUUUUAAAAAUAACCAAUUUAAACUUAUUGUGACUCUAAUAAAACAUGUACUAGAUGUACAAAUUAAUCUUGUGAAUUUUUUUGUGAUAGUACAUUAAAUUAAUGUGUUUAAUGUAGCUAAAAUAAUUAUCUCUUUAAGUAAUAAUGUUUCUAGACGUAACCUCCUUAAACUUUUUGUGAUUAAAAUUUAGUUUGCUAAAGCUGCUAAUCAGAAUGUUAAUCGUGUUUAAAUGGAAUUUCAUGUACUUCUUGCAAUAAUAAUAGAUAUUUUUAUAAAGGAAAUUGUACAUUAGACUAACCAAGUAAUACUUAUUGUGAUUUAAAUAAAAUUUGCACAUAAUGUAGUGACAUUACCUGCAAUACAUGUGAUUAAAACUUAAAAUGCAACAAAUGUAAAGAUUCUAACUGCUUAAUAUGUGAUAAUUAAAAUAUUUGUAGUUAAUGUCAAUUAAAAAUGUAUCUUUACAAUGCAAAAUGUUAUGAAGAGCAACCUCCAAAAACUUACUGUGAUAAUAAUUUAAAAUGCUUUGAUUGCUAACCUGAGUGCUUAACUUGCCAAAACAGUUAAUCUUGUUCUUUAUGCAUGAAUGGUUAUUAACUUUAAGGAAUUUGUUAUAGCUAGCAACCAAAUAAUACAUUUUGUAAUUAAAAUAAGAUAUGUUCUUUAUGCAAAGAUUAAUUUUGCAAGUAUUGUAACUAAUAUAAUGAGUGUCUUUAAUGCUAUAAAGGAACGUAUCAGUUUAAAGGAUAGUGUUAUAUGUCUAAACCUUAGUAAACAUAUUGCAUUAGAAAAUGA